AUGGCCGAAAAACCUCAGCUGGAGUUCAAGUGGGAUCAAAAGGACGUGAAAAAGAGAUGGGAAGCUUUCACGAAAUUCGGCUCAGCCACCGCCAUCGAAAUGACCGGUAAGAAUUUCGACAAAUGGUUAAAGGACGCUGGUGUGCUGGAUUCGAAAAACAUCACCACCACAAUGACUGGAAUAGCUUUCAGUAAAGUAGCAGGACCAAAGAAGAAGACGAACUUCGAGGAAACCAAAAAGGUCAUCAUUGGUGUGGCAGAAGAUCGGGCUCGACAAAGCAAAAAGACCGUGCAGGAAGAACUGGAUGCAAUCACCGAGAAGCUCGCCAACCUCGAAGCACCAACUCUGAACAGCGCCGCUAAGGCUGACGCUAACGGCGUUUACCAAAGACUUACCGAUCACACUAAGUAUACAGGGGCGCAUAAGGAACGAUUCGAUGCUGAAGGGAAAGGACGCGGAAAAGCUGGACGUGUCGACGAGGUGGACAAUACUGGAUAUGUGGGCGCAUACAAGAACAAGGACACUUACGAUAAAGUGCACGGAAAGCACUGA
Molecule: messenger RNA, 552 nt
Organism: Necator americanus (New World hookworm)
Lineage: Eukaryota; Metazoa; Nematoda; Chromadorea; Rhabditida; Ancylostomatidae
Exons: 5
Coding region: 1-552 (183 amino acids)
Biological process (GO): microtubule polymerization; positive regulation of protein polymerization; microtubule bundle formation
Cellular component (GO): microtubule
Molecular function (GO): tubulin binding
Source: RefSeq, a predicted model, not a curated record